Molecule: messenger RNA, 402 nt
Organism: Cantharellus anzutake
Lineage: Eukaryota; Fungi; Basidiomycota; Agaricomycetes; Cantharellales; Hydnaceae
Exons: 2
Coding region: 1-402 (133 amino acids)
Molecular function (GO): metalloendopeptidase activity; zinc ion binding
Source: RefSeq, a predicted model, not a curated record
AUGCCAGACUUCAUCGUCACUACGGUCCGCAGUACUAGCGCUUACAGGGAUUAUCCUAUGGGUGCUUGGGCUGCAAAAUCAGGAGCGGGGCAUUCGGAACUAUUCUUCAACUACGUUGGACAAUACUGGGGCGUUCAUGCCAUUGGCGAAGUUUGGGCAGAGAUCCUCUGGGUUAUCGAGCAGGAAUUCACUAAGAAGCACGGAUUUGCGGACACACUCUUCCCACCCCAGCCCGAUGAAAAUGGCGACAUCCCAAAGGGAGAUUUCUAUCACAAGAAGGAGCACAGGGCCAACGCCACCAAGAAGCCUUUGAGACAUAUCCGUAUACUGAGUCUGGUCUACCAUAGAGUCCUGAUGCAACCAUUAUUGGCUCCAUUCCUGGGGUGGAGGUGUCCGCACUGA